Messenger RNA from Formica exsecta, 1042 nucleotides. RefSeq lists its product as uncharacterized. The transcript is spliced from 2 exons. The coding region runs from base 36 to 482 and encodes 148 amino acids. The record is from RefSeq and is a predicted model, not a curated record. NCBI's taxonomy places the organism in Eukaryota, Metazoa, Arthropoda, Insecta, Hymenoptera, Formicidae.
UUUUUAUAAACAUACCUAUAAUACUUAAUGGCUUCAUGCCUGUAACAUUGGACCAUGUGCUACGUGUUUCAUUUUUCAUCCUUUCCUCCGCGACAACCGUCCCGUCCUUCGCGAUAACUGCUGCAUCCUCCACGACAACCACCGCCUCAUCGUCGUGGAGUAUCAUUCAAUCGCCGCCGAGCACGUUGACGCCGAUCGUCGAUCAAUGGCCAGGCAACCUACUCAAUCUCAACGAUCGUCCAGCAUUACAUCGAAACGGUGCGUUAUCUCGAAUCGGAGAACUUCCGGUUGAAGCGGGAGGUGCAAGGUGCAAACUACCCAGGAAACUUUCACUCGGGAAAUGUCCAACAUGGAGGCCGUACUCUCUAACAAGCGAAAGCUGCUCGACAAGGCGGACACGGAGCGCGUCAAGCUCGAGCUCAAUAUCAAACGCUUGCGGGAUGGAACGAAGAUCUCAAGAACAAGUAAGUGAUACUGUAUAGUAUUUUUUCACAUUGUUUCUUUACUUGCGAAAUGGGUAGGAAAGUCAAAUGGCAUUAAUAAAAAUUAUAUUAAUAUUGAUAGAUAUUGCCGUAAUUGAGCUUGUGAUAUUUUGAGAAUCAUUGUGUCUGUCUAGAAUGUGAAUUUCUAUACAGAAAUAACUCGAUGUAAGAAUUUUCAUUCCGUUUUGUGCUUAAACAUGAAUUGGGUCGCUUGUUGGAUGCAUGAUAGAUGUGUACCGUUGUUUAAUGAAAAUAAGUGCACUGCAGUAGUAACGUUCGGAUUUCAAUGCUAUAGAGCCUAUGCUAUGUAUUAAAAAAUAACAGAUAUUAGUACAAGAAUCUUGAAGUAAUUAAAAUGGUAUUUUAAUUUAUUUUAAUUUAGUAAAUAUAUAUAAUGCGUUGUGAAAGUUGAGAAGAUAUGUUAUGUAAUUAGACUUAAUCGGGUGCGCAUAUCAUUUACUAAAUUAUAAUGAAUAACAACUGCCACUGUAAAAUCAUGCUCUGAUGUAAUAGCUCAUAGAAAUCUUAGCGAGCAUUUUCAAAAAUACUGAGAGUUAAAA